This is a messenger RNA of Myotis daubentonii (Daubenton's bat), 4410 nucleotides long. It is a transcript of the gene SAP25, whose product is annotated as Sin3A associated protein 25. NCBI's taxonomy places the organism in Eukaryota, Metazoa, Chordata, Mammalia, Chiroptera, Vespertilionidae. The record is from RefSeq and is a predicted model, not a curated record. Gene Ontology annotation, biological process: regulation of DNA-templated transcription. Gene Ontology annotation, cellular component: nucleus; cytoplasm.
GAAGCAGGCCGGGCUGCGCAGCCCCCGCCCCCGCCAACAGGGGUCGCCCUGGGACCCAGCGGGAGCGCGUGCCACGUGGCCGGAAACGCACUGCGUGUUGGCGUCGCUGCGAGGCCGGGUGAGACGCGGCAUGUUGCCCUGGCCCCUUCCACGGUGGGACGCCGGCGAGGAGCAGGCGCCGGAGGAACAGGGCCCCUCACCGUUCGGUGACCCCGGCAAGGUUCGGAACUCUGGAGGGAAAGCCCCGGGGGAGCCAGGUGCCCCCCCACAGGACAGCCCCCAGGUCCGGGCCCCAAGGCCUUCCUGGACCCGGAGAGGACAGCGGCGGGCCCCGCCCCGCGCAGGCCUGGUAGCCCAGCAGCACCCGGGACCCCCAGUUCCCCUUUUUCCCCAGAUGGCCUGGGGGGUGGCCCCUUCGAGAAUGACCCUGCUGGCACCAUGGGACCCCAACUAUGAGGCUAAAGCCUGUUCUCAGCUGGUGUGGGGACCCAGCUGUGCUUCCGGUGCCUCUUUCUCAAGCCGGACUUUGUGUCAUCCCUCCUUCUGGCCGCUGUACGAGGCAGCCUCAGGCAGGGACCGCAGACCCCUGACUUCUGCAACAGUGCGUCAGAAUGGCGAGCAGGCACCCAGGGAUGCAGGAUUCCCGGUGAUGUGCUGUGAAGAUGUCUUUCUUUCAGACCCUCUGCUGCCCCCUGGGCAGCGUGUUCCCUUGUACCUGCCUGAAGCCCCCCAGCAGGUGGGUACUUUCCUGCCCUGGCCUUUUCUCAGCCUCCCUGCAGGGCUUGGGAGGAGACACUUCCCUCUCUUCUCUCCUCAGGUGAUGGGCUCUCUGAAGCUGCUGCUCCCACCCCCUAUCAUGUCCCCCCAGGUCUGCCCCACCCGGUCCCCUGGCUGCUGCACCACCUGGCUCAGUGGGCCUGAGCUGAUCGCCCUCACUGGCCUCCUGCAGAUGAGCCAGGGGGAGCCAAGACCUAGCUCCACGGGUUCCUCGGCAGCUCCCACCCCCCCUUCUGAUCCCCUAGACCCCGUUUCUGAUCAUGCAGGCCCCAGUGGUUCUCACUGCACUGACCCAUCUCUCCGACAGACCCCAGAAACCAAUUGUCCAUAGCACCUCUGGGGGCAUCAUGGGCCCCCUACUCUCUCAGGCGGUUCUGUUGACAAUAAAUGUGUUGGUUUGCAAACAGGCUCCUUGUGGUAAACAGAAUGGGGCAUUCAGGCAGGGAUAGGGGUCUCUUCCUCCAUGGCAGCUUUGGCUGUCCUCCCCUAAAAUUCUUGUUACUCAUUGGCCACCCCCUACAGUGGGGUGAGGGAAUACAUGGGCCUAAGGCCUUUUCAGGCUGACCAAGAAAGGCACCGUUAAUGAGGGGCCCCGCAGUACAGUUCCCCAGACUGAGUAUAUAAGAAACGGAUUCCAUCAGCUCUGCCAGGCCCAGGAAAGGGAGGAUUGUGUAAGCAUGUGGCUGACAUUGGGAGAGGCAAUCUAGGGAGUAAGAGGGUGGCACAUCACUUUUGGGGGACACCAAAGGAAAGAUACCUGGUGCUUUCAUCCUUCUUGCGCUGAGGUCCCAGAAGUUUAUCCUUAGAGUUGAGGGUUAGUUCUUUGGUUUGUUGGAGACGCAGGCAGGCACUGCAGGUGUGUGUGUCGGGGGGACGGAAAGGUACUUGUCGGAGUCCUCAUCAGAGGAAGGGUGGCAGCCACGGUUCCCCCGAGACUCUGAACUGAUGCUGCAUAACUUUGCGGGGAAACAGGAUCAGAGCUUUGGCUGAGAAAACCAGAAAUUUGUAGGAUUUUUUUUGGAGGGAGGAUAGUGAUCUAGAAUUUUCUCCCUUAAAAGAAUACAACUUCUUGGGGGAACUUCCUCCUGAAGACUUCCCACUGCUGGAAGGGGCAGAGUGGGCAGCGGGCCCGAAGGGGCAGCUCAGCGCCUCUGUAGGUCACCCGUCCUAGGGGGUGUCCGUGCCUUAGAACCCCUCAGUUGUGGGAACACAUUCUAACUUUGCCAUUUUCUCCCCCUCAUCUCACUUUCCAUCUGUCAGACAGACCUGGCAGACGCUCACCCUUGCCUCCAGAGUUGGUUCUUGGGUAGGGACUUGAUUUGGGGUAGCUGUGGGGCAGUGUGUGAUAGGCUUGGGGGCAUUGCCUCAUGCUUCCAGAGGAGGGAUCAGGUCCAGGUCAACUAGCUGAGGUGGCUGGCUGAGGGGGUCCAGUAUGGCAGUGUCCAUUUCUAAGUAGUCUGGGGCCAUGUACUCAGUGCACACAUACUCCUGGGCUAGUUGGACUGGGUGGAUACCCUCCUGCUCUCCAGCUCUCCCCAAUGCUGGGAUGGGGGCCUUGGAGCCUGUGCCCUGGCUCCCUGGCCCUGGCUUGUAGGAAAAGGGGCAGGGAGCUUGGGGAAGAGGACCUGGUGGAAAACAGCUCAUGGGCACUUAGUGCCCCCCCCAAUCCUAGAGCAACUGGUGGAGAGCAGCGUUGGCAGCAGAAGGAAGGUGAGGGGGGAGGUGCUAUCAUAAAGUAGCCACCCCACCCCUCAUGGGCUCCCAUUGACUCAGUCACUCCCAGCUCCCUUGGGUAUGUGGCUCCCUCCCCUCUCUAACCCUCCGGGUAUGGGGUAUGAGGCUGAUGCCCCCAGCAUCCCAGGGUCUGGAGGGUGGCUUGCUUGCUCCUCUCACCCAGGCACCUGCUACAGCUCAGGCCCCUCGAUUGGGCCCAGGUGACUCGGAUCUCAUGAGGUUGGGGGACAGAGCGUCUGGAGGCGCUCAUCAGAGGAUCCCUUGGCAGUGGCUCAGUCCUGACACCGGCACCAGCGCCCCUAAGUCGCUUCAUGGCGGCCAGGGCAGUCUCAUGAGUGCUUCAGGCACCAUGACAUCUAUUGUUUGUAGCCACAGCACCCGCGUGGGCACCCAAGUGGCUGAGUUUCAGGAAGGAGGAGUCUGCAUGGCCACAGCAGCACACACUGAGCAGGGACGGGAGCAGGAACCCCAGGUAAUGAUGCCAGGGCGUCCUUGGAACCUCUGCCCUUGGGUUUCUGCAGCAGGCUCAGUACCCCCAAACCCAGGCACAGGUGGUAGACAUUUGCCCAGGCCUCGUGUCCACCUCAGCCCCUUGGGCCACAGUGUCACCGGCCAGACAUCCUGACAUGGAGUGAGGAUUCAGGUCCUGGGAUCCUCAUGGGAACUGGAACCUUGGAAGGAUAAUUGGAUGAUCACAGGAGGCAGGGGGGCGGGGGGAAGUGUGUUGGAGUCACUGUGCUCUGAGAACUGAUAAAGUGUAAACGCUUAGUAUUUGAAAUUGAUUUCGGUGACCUAGAGCAGGGAGAGGCUAUGGAUAGACCAAAUCCAUGACUAUCCGACCCUGGCCCCCAUAUUCUCUCCGCCCACCCCGAACUUGGGCCUCACUGCGGUGGCUGCAGGCACCUCGAGGAAGGUGCCCCAUCACACCUGCUGCUCUGCCUCGCUGGUCCCCGCCACGCCCAGGCUGCGGUCACAUGUGCGGAGGAUAAUCAGGCGGCCCUGGUGCGCGUCCACCGCUGGCUGCUGGUGCACGCACCCGGCAGGCUCACGCUGAUUUGGGGCGGUGCUCCACCCGCAAACGUCUCGUUCUGGUAACACUCGAGUCUUGACGGCUCUGCCCGGGGCAGGAGACACAGCGGUGCUGGGACUUCUGCUUCCGCAAGUGGCUGCGACGCCACGGUGGACUCAGAUGCACGGCGAGCGACUUGGACUCUGUGUCCCCGUGGGGUGACCGCCUCCGGGAUUCCUUAUGGCCACAGGCAGUAAAGUGGCCAGCAGAGGGGGUGAGACGGCCGAGGAAAGGCCAGGGUGGGUAGAGGUGGCUGCUACCCGUCUUGAUGCCCAGCGUCUCUCUCCAGCUCCCAACUUGAAGCUUAUGGCCGGGUUCCUGCCCAAUGACUAGGACACCCUGGUCUCCGGAGAUGAUCCUGGCAGGCUCCCCGCGCCUCCUCUCCUCCCCCCCUCUCCACCAACAGCUCAUCACUCCCCACCCCAGGAGCUGGACGCCAGCCCAGUGGUGGAAGUGGAGUUUCAGUCGGGACAGUCUCCACCCCACCCGCUCGGACUGGGGACUGGGCUCUGGCAGGCGUAGGGAGCGUGGGGGCAUCUCCAUGGAUUUGCACUGACUGCUGAGAAAGUGACCAGGUGGGGCGAAUGUGAAUGCAGCAUGGAACUAACUGUCAGCAGUGAUUGUGCUGGCUGCGGGAUCCGCAGUCCUGAGUCACCUGCAGCGGAGCCCCACCACCCUUACAGCAGCACCCUCUUCUGGUUCUAGCCGUCCAAUAUCCUUCCCACUCAGGACUGGUUUUGUACUCUUCCUUCCCAGGUAAUUCUAGGAACCAGACCACCAGCACUGGGUGGGUUGUGCUGACUUUCAAGGAGCUGGAGGUUCUCUGUGGU